AUGGAAGGUCUACUUGCAUACGACAGUGGUUCAUCGUCUGAAGAGAGCGAUGAGUCCCCGAAAAAGAAACCAAAGGUUGCGGAAUCUGAUAACAUCAUAAUUUACGCGGGGAGCAAUAGAAAAACCGAGAAUGGAAAGUCAGAAUCUCCUUUCAAGCCUGGAAAGCAAUGUAGAUUAUUUCCAAAUAACCUAACUGAAUCAAAACAGAUUGUAAACGCCUACAAUAAUUCAUCGGUGAGUACUCAAAAUGAUUUUUGUGAACCCUUAAUUGAUGAUAAACACAAAACCUCUGCGUGUGGUUAUUUCCGGACAAGUACUGAGAAAAAUACGAAAUCUGCAGCAUUGUUCGAUUCAGGUAACCAGAAAACGAAGUCAUCUUUGAUAAGUUCAGGACCAAACGUCAAACCUUACGUGUCUAAGAGACAAAGAGAGAAAUUGGCUCAAGCAACAUCCUCAUCCCUUAUGGCGAAUCAGCCGUCACAAGACACUGAUUUAACCUUGAGAAAUAGCUCUUUGAAAGGAGCAAAUUAUCACCCAGAUGAAGCUAAAUUUCUAAACCGCAAGGACACAGAUCAAGUAUGCAAACCAUCAAAGAAAUUACAUUUAAAUCUUAAAGGUCACACCCAGGGUGUUAACUGCAUCAGAUGGAAUGUUACAGAGAGUAAUAAUCAUUUGUUAUUGUCUGCAUCGAUGGAUCACACAGUUUGUGUUUGGGACACACGGCAAGGUGGAGCUUGUAUGCAAAGUUUGACAUGUCAUACUGAAGCAGUAAAAGAUGCCAAAUGGAGUCACUGUGGGUCACAAGUGUUGAGUUGUGGUUAUGACAAAACUGCAAGACUGUUUGAUGUAGAAACAGGAAAGGAAAUCAAAGUGUUUCCACACAGAAACUACGUGACUUGUGUCCAGUUUCAUCCCAGUGAUCCCAACCUGUUCCUAGCUGGGACUUUUAAAUCUUCCAUUCUAUGUUGGGACAGAAGGACUGGAAGUAUUGCAUCAACAUACUCAGCUCUAUUUGGUCAAGUACAGGAUAUAGCAUUUCUACCAGGAGCAGAAGAAUUUGUUUCUGCUGCUGAAGUUGUCAGACGGAAUUCAACAGACAAGGGGAUCAUGGUGUGGGAUUUUAGAUCAACAGCAGUUUUAUCAAAUCAAAUUUAUCAGGAAGCCUUUACAUGCACUUGCUUGAAGGUCCACCCUUACGAAUCACAUUUUGUGGCACAGUCAAAUGGUGACUACAUUGCUUUGUUCUCAACAAGAAAACCAUAUAAGCUGAAUAAGUUCAAAAGAUAUGAAGGCCAUAAGGUUUGUGGUUAUCAUAUUGGAUGUGAUUUCAGUCCUGAUGGAAAAAUAAUUUGUUCUGGCUCAGCAGAUGGGAAAAUUUUUUUCUAUGAUCACAGCACAGCUCGUGUGAUGACAACAAUAGAGGCUCACUCUGCUCCAUGCACAGAUGUUGCGUACCACCCCACCCUACCCAGCUGGGUGGCAACCUGUGGGUGGGAUGGGCAGGUUAAAGUUUGGACAUAAUUUCUGAGCAAAGCAAUUUUCAAAUAAUAGUUCCAAGAUCAACCAAGGAUUGUUUACAAUUGGUUUUGAGAUCCUCUACCCUGUGAUUGGUCGAAAAAAAAACUCCAUUCUCAACUUCCACUCCACUGACCAGAUAUUAUUAACUAAGAGUGAUUCUGCUUUGCUCAAUUGCAUUUAUUACCUCAUGAUUUGCAGUUUCAUUGUUUCUGUCAUUAUUAGUCAGUGCAAUGUUAAAUGAGUAUAGAGGUAAUCUGGGUUUGUUUUGGUUUUGCUUCACUACACUGAGUGACUGCUCAAAAAUUCCCAGCUGCUUACUUAAUCAACCAGAUUUAAUACAAAAACUAAUCAAUAAAAUCAAUAAACACCUCCUUCACUUGCAUUUUUCCAG
Molecule: messenger RNA, 1909 nt
Organism: Pocillopora verrucosa
Lineage: Eukaryota; Metazoa; Cnidaria; Anthozoa; Scleractinia; Pocilloporidae
Product: WD repeat-containing protein 25
Molecular function (GO): protein binding
Source: RefSeq, a predicted model, not a curated record